Molecule: messenger RNA, 954 nt
Organism: Papaver somniferum (opium poppy)
Lineage: Eukaryota; Viridiplantae; Streptophyta; Magnoliopsida; Ranunculales; Papaveraceae
Product: embryonic protein DC-8-like
Exons: 4
Coding region: 1-954 (317 amino acids)
Source: RefSeq, a predicted model, not a curated record
AUGCCAGAGGCAUCAUUACCGCAAGGCAUAGAGGGGGAGGUCAUAAGCGUCUAUACCCAACAACAACAAAGACGUGUUAUUGGGAGUGCUUUGAAAGCUGUUCAAGGUACUUUUGAACACGCCAAAGAAGCUGCGACUGGUUCCAAAACUGAGUACUAUGAAGGUGGUGCCCCUAUGGACUCUGGUUAUCGAAAGACCACUAAGGCUGAUGAUACCACCAAAGAGUACACUGGCAGUGCGGCUGAUACGGCAACGCAGAGAGAAGCUGCUGAAAGGAAGAUUAGGGAGUAUGCAGAUACCAUCAAGGAUUACGCUGGAAGUGCGGCUGAAAAAGCUAGACAAGCUAAAGAUGCGACUAUCAAAGAGUUUGCUGGGGCUGCAGCUGAAAAGCAAGACAAGCAAAGGAUGCAACUGUGGACACCACAUACAAAAAGUAACGCUGGAAGUGCAGCAGAUAAGACUAAAGAAUAUGCUGGAUAUGCAGCAGAUAAAGCAAUGAAGGCAAAAGAUUCAAAGGUGGGCUAUGCCACUGAUAAAGCAAGACAAGCAAAGGAUGCUAAUGUUGACACCGCAAAGGAGUAUGCUGGCUAUGCCACUGACAAAACGAGACAUGCAAAAGAUGCUACAAUUAACACCACAAAGGACUAUGCAGGAAGGGCCGCUGAAAAGGCUAGGCAGGCGAAAGAUGCCACCAUAGACACCACAAAACAUUAUGCAGAAAGUGCAGCUGAAAAGGCUAGGCUAGCCAAGGACGCUACGGUUGACACCACUAUGGACUACGCUGGGAGUGCCGCUGACAAGGCGAGAGCGGCAAAGGAAUAUACUGCUGAAAAGGCUGUCAAAGGAAAAGAUACCACAUUUGGCAAGAUUGUACUAGUAGAUCUGAAGGACUCUGCUGAUGCCGCUAGAAGAGUUACGGAGGUAAGAAGGAUGAAGCCAAAGAAGAACCAAUGA